AUGGCUUGGCCAUAUGGGUUUCCAAGCCUCACCGACGAGGAGAAGCUGCUGCGGCGCCAGACCCUCGACCUGUACGCCUGCAUCGCUCACUACUCAGCCCUUGCGCCGGCUCUCGUCUUCCUGGCAUAUCGCCUCCUGAAACGGGUCGCCUCCCAAGUUCAGUCCGCGUCCGGGUCGUCGAGCGAAGGACAAGGUCCUCGCUACAGCGCCGUGCCCAACUCUCCCACCAUCAAGGCCCAAUUGCAGAGUCCGGCGGGGAGGUUUGCCUCGCAAUGCCGCAAGGCUGCCUGGUGGCUGGGCCAUGAUGUCUGCUUUGCCGGCUCUCGCUGGGGCCAGAGGGAUGAAUGGCUCGUGGGAGCCGUCUGGACCGCCUGGCUGCUCGUGCUGUCCGUCAGAGGCACGGGGAACGACUACUUCCAUCUGACCAAGCGCUUUGGCGCCGUCGCCGUGUCCCAGUUGCCAAUCCAAUACCUCCUGGCCCUCAAGGCCUUGAACCCCGUCGCCAGCAUCUUUGCCUCGUCCCACGAGCACAUCAACCGCUACCACAGGCUUCUGGGGCGCAUCAUCUACGGCCUCGUGUGCCUUCACCUGCUGCUUUACAGUUCCUAUUUCGUCAGCCAAGGCAUCUGGCUCCGGCGCAUGCUUGACUUGGUCGUCUCCUGCGGCCUCGUCGCCUCGUUCGCAUAUCAUGGCCUCGCCGCCACCGCCUUGCGCAAAGCGAGGGAGUAUUCCUACAGACUCUUCUUCAUCACCCACCUCGCCGUGGCACUGCUCACGCCUGUCCUGCUCUUCUUCCACGCCUCGUCGGCCAGGCUCUACAUUGCCGAGGCCCUGGCCAUUUUCGCCCUCGACCUGGCCGCUCGACGAAUCACCACCAUCAGUGCCCCCUCCACGGUCGAGCUCAUUCCCGGAACGACUCUCGUCAAGGUCACGUCUUCCAUCCCCGCCCACAAGCUGGCUCGUUUCCGCGUCGCGCCCGGCUCACACAUAUACCUGAGUGUCCCGCCGCAAGCUCGCACCGCCGCCGUUCCGUCCUCCAAGUCCGCCAUCUUUGAUUACCUGUGCAACCCCUUCUCCGUCGCUGCCGUCGACGCCCAAGACGGCACCAUCUGCCUCGUCGCUCGCGUCAGGAACGGGCCCAUGACAAACCUUCUCUCCGCCUUCUCGUCCGCAACCUCCGCCCCCCAGCCGCCCUCGGACGCUCGCAACAUCACCCUCGGUAUCGAAGGCCCCUAUGGCACCAUGGCCACUCGGUACAACGACCUCGUGAACUGGGGUGCCACCAAGGUCCUCCUAGUGUCUGGCGGGGUGGGCGCGACGUUCACCCUGCCAAUCUACCAAGCGCUCCAGAGCGAGCUACCCUCCGCCAAGACGCAAUUCGUAUGGGCCAUCCGCAGCGCCGGCGACGCCACAUGGGCCGUGUCAAACGAAACCACCGGCCAGGGCCUCCUCCAGGAUCCCAAUGUCCAGAUCUACUUGACAGGAGACAUGGGCCUGGGGGAGGACGGCCCCGCCGCGCCAGCAGGCUCCGUGGAAAUGUCCAGCCUGCACCGGACGAACGGGCAGUUGACGGCAAAUCACAACAAGAAGCGGCCCAACAUCGAAAAGAUUGUAGACGACACGUUCCGAGGGAGCUCGGACGAGUCCGUCGCAGUCCUGGUCUGCGGGCCCGUCGAGAUGGCCAGAGAGCUUCAGCAAAGAGUCGGGCCGUGGGUCAUGAAGGGCCGAAGGGUCUGGUGGCACAACGAGACUUUUGGCUGGUGA
This is a messenger RNA of Metarhizium album ARSEF 1941, 1764 nucleotides long. RefSeq names its product Ferric reductase, NAD binding protein. Bases 1 to 1764 code for a protein of 587 amino acids. The record is from RefSeq and is a predicted model, not a curated record. NCBI's taxonomy places the organism in Eukaryota, Fungi, Ascomycota, Sordariomycetes, Hypocreales, Clavicipitaceae. Gene Ontology annotation, cellular component: plasma membrane. The transcript is spliced from 2 exons. Gene Ontology annotation, biological process: iron ion transport; copper ion import; intracellular iron ion homeostasis. Gene Ontology annotation, molecular function: ferric-chelate reductase activity.